Molecule: messenger RNA, 2058 nt
Organism: Rotaria socialis
Lineage: Eukaryota; Metazoa; Rotifera; Eurotatoria; Philodinida; Philodinidae
Source: the annotation of a GenBank genome assembly
AUGAUAACAACUAAAGCUGAUAAGCUUUUAAAAAGUUUAAUUGAUGCAGGUGUAUCAUUAACAGAUUUUACUAUAUUAGCAAUAACGAUUCUGCGUAUUCAGCGAGAUUUUAAAACAGAUAAUGAGGGUCGACGUCAAAGAGACCAUUCACGACAAAAAGAUAGAUUGCGUGAAAAAUAUCAUAUGGAACAACAAAUUAAAGAAGAAGAGCAACGUAAAAUAAAGGGUCUUGUCAAACUACGUGAAUUAGGCUAUGUAAUUGGUGAUGAUACAUUUCAAAUACCUAAUAAUAAUACAACAGAUAGCAUUGAUCAAUAUUCAAUAAAUUACAUUGAAAAUAAAGAUACGAAAAUAAAAAUCGAUCCAUUAUCUUUACCAUAUUCGAAAGAAGUCAAUGAUAUGAAAGAAAAACAACGCGAUUGUUGUAUUACAUUUAAUAUUGAUUAUGAUCUUCGAUUACAUCAACAAGCUCUUGAGCGUGCUUGCAGAAGAGCCAAACGAAAUAUUUAUGAACUUCGUGCUGAACGUUUCAAUCGUCCUGAACAUCGAUCACUUCUCUCCGUUGAAACAACAACAUUGCAUUAUAGAUUAAAGCAAGCUAUACGUGAAAUAAAUAAGUCUUUUCUUGAUUCAAAAUCAAAUCAAGAUAAAAGAUAUUUACAAGAAUUAGUAACAUAUAUUAAUCAGUUUGAAGGUGACAUUGACUUGUUAAUGUGUCAAAUGCAAUAUGAACCAAAAGUAAAAGAGACCAUUUUAUUUUCAUCGGUCACCAAUGAUAUACUUGAUCGAAUGAAUCUAAUUCUUCAUUGUGCACGUACAUUAUCUAAAAAGAUCUCUAUUGAUGAUGGUAUAGAUGAAACAAAUGAAAAUAUGGAAAAUGAAAUUAAUAAUGAUUUAUCGAAUAUGCCAAAUCAAGUUGAGUAUAUAAUAAAAAUAAAAACCAAUAAUGAAAUCAGUUCAUCAUUAUCGAAUGAUACAAAUGUAGCAGUUAAAUUACAUGGUACAUAUAAUAAAACAUCGGAUAUAAUUCUUACACAAUCAAAUAAUAAAAAUAAAUGGCAAUCAGGACAAAUCGAUUUAUUUAAUCUCGAAUUAAAUUAUUUAGGUGAUAUAUAUGCUAUUGAAAUAUAUCAUGAUGCUCAAUAUUCAUCUUGGAAAGUUGAUUGGAUCGAGAUAAUUGAUGAUGCUACUAAUAUUUAUCGAUUUCCUUUCAAUCGUCUAAUGGAUAAAUUUUCUAAUGAUAAUAAAAGUCGUUUUUUUAUUCAACAAGAUAUUGGUCCCGUUAAUAGUUUACCAUCGAAACCUUUUAAACAAAUAAAACCAUACAAGAAAAUUGGCUUUUCAACAUACACAAUUCAAGUUAAAACAGGAAAACAACCAAAUAAAGUAACAGAUUCAUCGGUAUUUCUACAAGUCAAAGGUGAAAAUGGAAAUUUUGCUGAUAAUUUAUGCAGUGCAAACUCGGCUUUUAAAAAUUCAAUAUUUGAACCAGAUCAAUUAGACACAUUUUAUGUUAUGUGGCCACAGUUAGCAAAAAUAAUUUCUUUACAACUACUUGUUCAGUCUGAAGGCAUACAGCCAUUAUGGUUUUGUGAAUAUAUCACUAUUAAAGAAGAUCAAACAGAUAAUCAUUAUAAAUUUAUAGUUAAUCAACUAUUUGAUGGUUCAAAUCCAGAGAAUCGAAAUUUAAUAAGACAUUUAACUGUUUAUCCACAAAAUAUAAAUCAGGCAGAUUCCAAUAAAGAGAAAGAAAAGCCUGGGUAUUUAUUAAAACUUAAAACUGGUGAAAAAGGUUUAUCAAAUAUGUCAACAUUACCAUCGAUUAACAUAAUAUUGAGAGGUGAAAAAAGAAAAUCUGAACCAUAUAAAUUAACACCAUUAGAUGACAAACGAAUAUUAUUCCAAGAUAAUCACACAGAUGAAUUUUUACUUUCGUCGAAAUAUUAUGUUGGUCCCAUAAAAACUUUAGAAAUAUCAUCAAGCGAUGAAAUUGAUCAAUGGUUUAUUGAAACAAUUAUUAUUCGAGAUAUUAUACAAGAACAAGUUGAUUUCAUUUAA